Messenger RNA from Scleropages formosus (Asian bonytongue), 1682 nucleotides. It is a transcript of the gene sft2d2a, whose product is annotated as SFT2 domain containing 2a. The coding region runs from base 67 to 678 and encodes 203 amino acids. The transcript has 8 exons. Gene Ontology annotation, biological process: vesicle-mediated transport. Gene Ontology annotation, cellular component: membrane. The record is from RefSeq and is a predicted model, not a curated record. Lineage: Eukaryota; Metazoa; Chordata; Actinopteri; Osteoglossiformes; Osteoglossidae.
ACCUGUUGAGCGCGGACAGCGGCAGAGGCGCGUUCACCAGUGCGCACCGCUCGCGUGCACGUUUUCAUGGACAAGCUGAAGAGAGUGCUGAGCGGCCAGGAUGAAAACAUCGACGAUGUCAACAUCCUACAGGCUGCCAACGAGGCCUCCACCUUGGGCUGGGGGACCCGGGUGAAGGGCUUCAUCGCUUGCUUCGUCAUCGGGGUCAUCUGCUCGGUGCUGGGAGUGUGUUUGCUUUGGGUGCCGAGAAUCGGAUUGGUGCUUUUCAUCGUGUUUUACACCUUCGGCAAUCUUGCCUCUCUGCACUAUGUUCAUCAUGGGGCCCCUGAAGCAGCUGAAGCGAAUGUGCGACAAGACGCGAGUUUUCGCCACCAUCCUCAUGCUGGUUUUCCUUGCUCUGACCCUAUGUGCUGCAUUUUGGUGGAAGAGCAAUGGUCUUGCUCUGCUCUUUUGCAUUUUGCAAUUCCUGGCCUUUGCCUGGUAUGGCCUCUCCUAUAUUCCAUUUGCAAGGGACGCCGUGAUAAAGAUGUUCACCCUUUGUUUGAAGUGAGGACUACUUCUUUGGCCUACAUCCUUCUCCCACCGCUUAGGACCACAUAUCCCCCAGCCCCCUGCUUCCAUAUCCCAGAGCACUUGGGGGGAAGUCAUGGGGGCCAACUGCACCUUCCAGGAAAAUGAUACCCAAGUGUCCUCAGUACAUUGUGGCCUUGAACACAUUCCAAAGCGCAAUUCCAAUACCCAAAUGGUCUGUGGGAGAGGGGGGCUGUUGAAGAGGGUCUUCACGUAGCUUUUUGUGUUUUUUUUUUUUAACUCUGUAGAUCACUAUAGUUUCACAGUGCUGUCUGAAAACAGGGACAGAGCUUUGCUAGAGUUGUGGCUCCCUGUUGUUGGUCUGCCUUCCCUGUAAAUCCUUUUUGCUGCGGAACAGAUACACGCAUGUAACAUGUUGCGCUACUACCGACGUGCCUGCGUGUGGUUUGCGUGGCGGUCAAGUGAAGGACGAGCUUAGUGCGUGGUUAGCUGGUCGUGCAGAUUGGGGUUUCUUGGGCACUUUGUGUAACCCUGUCUCUCUUUUUAAUAAGCCUCCCUCUCUUUAAAUAUUUAAUUAAACCUUAAAUACAGAGAUGCAUUACAUAAGGAAACUUUGCCUCUGUUUUUCCAGAGUUUUUAAUAUCCGUGGACUGUUGUUUAACUUGGUCCUCUGGGUCUUUGAAAAUUGUGCUUUGGUCCACAACUCUGUUAUCUGACUUUGUUUUUGCGAAUGGUUUGUUGGUGACAAAGGGACAUUGAUUAUGGUGACCUACGAGGUCUGGGCAUUAAUGGCUUUACUGGCAAUUAAGCAAUUAACAACAAUUAAGACAACCACUCAUCUAGGAUAAAAACAAGGGGUAAAAUCCAAGAAAAGUGGUCAGCGUCAACACUUGAAAUUGAACCUUGUGUAUGCCUUGAUUUUCUGUAAAUCCGCUACUUGGCUUUUUCUGUGUAAAUUUCCGUAUCCUAACUAUUUUGUCAGUAUCUUGGCGAUUUAGGCCGAUGGAACUUUUGGGGCCUUCUACUGUUUUAUCACUACUUUAUGAUGCCACAUGUGAGGACGCUGAGCUCGUUGGCUUGAGACGGCACAGAUUUGUUUUGCUGGCCGCAUAGAGACCGGGAAGGGAAAAAGCAAUUUAAAUAUAUAUAUA